ACUUACCUGCGUAUAUAAAAAUGUCAAAUACGCGCCAUUUUAAAGACGCCGUGUUACAACAUCUCUCUUCGGUUUGAACAAAAACCUGCACGCAUGCACACAACGUUAAACACAAUUGUUAUCAUUUUCAGGAGACCUACUCAACUUUUCCGUAUUCCAUGAUGACCAUAUUUGUGAUGACGCUCGGUGAACUCAACUACGCCGACACGUUUAUGCCGUGGGGUAAACUGGAAUACGCUACGCUGACGAAUAUCCUGUUCUUUUUGUUUGUGCUGGGAAUGCCCAUCAUUCUUAUGAACAUGUUGGUCGGUCUCGCAGUGGGAGAUAUUGACAAGAUUCAAGUCAAUGCGUUGAUUGAUCGCUACGUCAUGCAGGUCGAGAUGGUUUUAGAUAUGGAGGAAACAGUCCCUGAAUCUUUUGCUAAGAGAGCAAAUGUUACAAAACACGUGGAAUAUCCAAACAGGGAUGCAUCCAAGCUCUAUGAGCAGCUUUUAGGCUUUAGUCGACCAACAGAAGAAGAAGAGGAAGAUUAUUCAACCCCAGAGCUCCCUCCUGAAUUUCAGCCGCUCCUGGACAGAAUGGAAGAGCAGGAGAACAGAAUCAAAGGAAUAUAUGAGCUGUUGGGAGAACAAGCAAAACUUCUCCAAACGAUUAGUCAACAGAAACAAGCUGAGGAGGAGACUCGACAGGCACCAACUAAAAUCUUAGGAAAAAUGUCAAGUAAACUGAUCCCCAGUUUCAAGUUUUAGACUGUUCAAGAUCAGAGUCUCCUUUUAAACUUCAUGGAGAGUUUUUCAAUCGAGUAUUAUCCCAUAGUUUUUGUCCUUUCAUUUUGUGAAUGCACAACUUUUUUCCCAGGCCUUUGCCCUUUUACCAAUUUCUAAGUUAAAAGCCUCGUAUGCACCAUCUAGGCUAGCUAGCAAGCUUAAAGGAUGUUUUCAUAAGACUUUGUUGCUAAGAAACCCCUACCCUAACCCCUAAGGUGAUAUAUAUCGUUACAGCGAUAAGCCGAAGAUCGAAAGAAGCUGAUCUUUCUUGAAUUAAACAGUACAGAUCUUCAGCUGAACAG
This is a messenger RNA of Orbicella faveolata, 1069 nucleotides long. RefSeq names its product transient receptor potential cation channel subfamily A member 1-like. NCBI's taxonomy places the organism in Eukaryota, Metazoa, Cnidaria, Anthozoa, Scleractinia, Merulinidae. Gene Ontology annotation, molecular function: monoatomic ion channel activity; protein binding. Gene Ontology annotation, biological process: monoatomic ion transmembrane transport. Gene Ontology annotation, cellular component: membrane; transmembrane transporter complex. The record is from RefSeq and is a predicted model, not a curated record.